Molecule: messenger RNA, 474 nt
Organism: Pyricularia pennisetigena
Lineage: Eukaryota; Fungi; Ascomycota; Sordariomycetes; Magnaporthales; Pyriculariaceae
Exons: 1
Coding region: 1-474 (157 amino acids)
Source: RefSeq, a predicted model, not a curated record
AUGUCGAUCCGCAACACCUGGAACCGCAUGCUGCGGAGGACAUCCACAGGCUCAACGACAUCAAGCUCCUCGGGCUCAGACACAGCCAUCACACCGGCCUCGACAGCACCAUCGUCGCCGGGCUGGGGCCCCAGCGCGACGUUCUCGUGGCUGGUCCCGACCAGCAGCAAGAUCAGCAGCGGCUCGCCCUCGCCGACGUCAGGACCGGCGGUCGCGACACAGCCUCUUCCGCACAGCAAGAGCGACAAGGAGAAGAAGAAGUCGAAAAAGUACUACUCGUCGUCAUCCUCGGGCAACAAGAAGCGGGUGCACCCCUCUGAGAGGCCGCUCACCAAGGAGAACCUUCGGCACCAGGAGCUGUUUGCCAACUUCAGCUUUGGGGAGCCCGACGGCAGCAGCAGGGGAUUCGGCUCGCGACACUCCUACGACAGUGGAAUCAGCCCUUGCAACUCAAGGCGGAACAGCUUUGCGUGA